This is a messenger RNA of Theobroma cacao (cacao), 1236 nucleotides long. It is a transcript of the gene GLYR2, whose product is annotated as glyoxylate reductase 2. Gene Ontology annotation, molecular function: NAD binding; NADP binding; oxidoreductase activity. The record is from RefSeq and is a predicted model, not a curated record. Gene Ontology annotation, cellular component: chloroplast. NCBI's taxonomy places the organism in Eukaryota, Viridiplantae, Streptophyta, Magnoliopsida, Malvales, Malvaceae.
CGACUGAACAAGGGUCAGCUGAGCCCUAAUUCUUUAUCGGCUUAUCCGAACAUUUACAAACAGAAAGGAUUGCAUGGAUGUGCGGGCUUCUGUCAUAGCCUCCUAUACUUGCAUUACAUUCCUCCUACUUUAAAAAACGGCUGAUGACUUCCACUUUGUUGGUUAAGCCCAACGCCAACUGCUCUUACAACUUCUUAUCUUCAACAGUCAUGGCAUUGUGCUCUACCUUCUGCCCUCGUAUUGCUAACAACUUUAGAGUAACACCCAUUUCUUCGUUUCCUUCAAAACCCCUGCUUUCUCUUUCUGUCAAGGCUCUCUCUUCUCAGGCCUCUGAUGCUUCAUCCCAAGGUAAAUUUUCAGGCCAAAUCGGUUUUCUGGGUCUUGGAAUUAUGGGUUCACCAAUGGCACAGAAUCUCAUAAAAGCUGGAUGUGAUGUGACGGUAUGGAACAGGACAAAAAGCAAAUGUGAUCCUUUCAUCAGCCUUGGUGCAAAGUAUAGAUCCUCUCCCGAGGAAGUAGCUGCCAACUGUGAUGUCACAUUUGCGAUGCUUGCUGACCCUGAAAGCGCAAUUGAUGUUGCCUGUGGAAAGAAUGGAGUUCUGAGUGGCAUGGGUCCUGGAAAAGGCUAUGUAGACAUUUCAACCGUUGAUGGUGCCACUUCUAAAAUGAUCAAUGGGCAUAUCAAAGCAACUGGGGCAUUAUUUCUAGAGGCUCCAGUUUCAGGCUCCAAAAAGCCAGCAGAAGAUGGACAGCUGAUAUUUCUUACUGCAGGUGACAGAUCUCUAUAUGAUUCAGUUGCUCCACUCUUGAACAUCUUGGGGAAGUCAAGAUUUUACCUUGGGGAGGUUGGAAAUGGAGCUGCUAUGAAACUCGUUGUUAACAUGAUCAUGGGAAGUAUGAUGGCAUCAUUUUCUGAAGGAUUACUUCUUAGCAAGAAAGUGGGACUUGACCCGAAUGUUCUAGUUGAGGUGGUCGCACAGGGUGCUAUUAGUGCACCAAUGUACUCUGUUAAAGGCCCCUCAAUGGUUAAAUCCCACUAUCCCACAGCCUUUCCCUUAAAGCAUCAACAGAAGACUUGCUUUGGGAUUAGCAGAAUCUGUUUCCCAAUCCACUCCAAUUGCAGCCGCAGCAAACGAGCUGUAUAAGGUUGCAAAGGCAUAUGGCCUCAGUGAUGAGGAUUUUUCAGCGGUAAUUGAAGCAUUGAAGGCUAAAUCUGACGACUCGGCCUGACUAUAU